Messenger RNA from Aureobasidium namibiae CBS 147.97, 738 nucleotides. Its product is annotated as phosphoglycerate mutase-like protein. The record is from RefSeq and is a predicted model, not a curated record. The transcript has 3 exons. Gene Ontology annotation, cellular component: cytoplasm. Gene Ontology annotation, molecular function: phosphatase activity. NCBI's taxonomy places the organism in Eukaryota, Fungi, Ascomycota, Dothideomycetes, Dothideales, Saccotheciaceae. The coding region runs from base 1 to 738 and encodes 245 amino acids.
AUGCCUCCCACCGUCAUCCUAGUUCGCCACGCCCAAGCCCGGCACAACUAUGACAUUCCCGACCCGGAACUCUCAGAGCUGGGCCAGCAGCAGUGCCGCGCGCUCGAGCAGCAUCUUCGUCAGCAUCUGCCGCUUGCCGACAAGGUCGAGCGCAUAAUCACUAGUCCCAUGCGACGCACAUUGGAGACCACCACUCUGGGUCUUGACUGGCUUAUCAAACGAGGUGUCCCUGUAGAAGCUGAUGCUCUCUGGCAAGAAAACUCCGACAAACCCUGCGACACGGGCAGCCCUCUCGCCGACAUGAAACCCCUCUUCCCACACAUCGACUACACAACCGUCGACUCCCUUUGGCCCUCCAAAACCGGCCCUUAUGCCUUCACCCGCAGUGCAACCAUCGCCCGCGGCCAAUCCUGCCUGCACUCUUUGUACUCUCGCAAAGAAAAAGUGAUCGCCGUAGUCUCUCACUCGGGCUUCUUGAGAUGUGCAAUCAGUCUUUGCAAAUACGCUAAUGCUGAUUAUCGUGUUUUUGAAUUCAAAGACAAGGCAGAGGGUGAAGAGUUAGAGUUGGUGGAGUGGAAGUUGACGGAGAGCAAUGGGGGUGGAUUGGGGGAGAGCGAGAAGGGGAGGGCGAAGAUUGAAGAGACUGACUUCCCCGAGGAGCAGGCUGAGGAGGUUGAGCAGCAGUUGGGUGGUAAGACUGAUGGUGAGGCUGUUAAGGAGGUUCCUGAGAAGAAGUAG